ACGACGGUUGUGGAUGCUCAACUACCCCCCCCCCCCAGUGGCUUCUUCAACCUCGACGCCACGGCCACCUACCACCCCUUAAUCAUCAUCAGAAAUGCAGAGCUGGAAACUGGUCUGAAAGGAAGACUUUGAGCUUUUCUUCGUACCAGACAAGUCACCUAUGGAUACGCCGCCGCAUUCCGAUUCUCCUGCCGAACAAGGACCAGGCGUAAUCACCUGCAGAGCUGCGGUGGCAUGGGGUCCGGGAGAGGCUCUGGUGAUGGAGGAGGUGGAGGUGAGCCCUCCGCAGCCGAUGGAGAUCCGAAUUAAGGUCGUCUGUACCUCUCUCUGCCGCAGUGAUCUCACAGCCUGGCUCUCUCAGCCCCGGUCUUCCCCCCUUUAUCCUCGGAUUUUCGGCCACGAAGCAUCGGGGAUUGUGGAGAGUGUGGGUGAAGGAGUGAGAGAGUUUGCACAAGGAGACCAUGUCCUCACAUUGUUCACCGGGGAGUGCGCAAAGUGUAGACAUUGCAUCUCGAGGAAAAGCAAUGUUUGUCAAGUUCUUGGACUAGAACACAGAGGAGUCAUGCACAGUGACCAAAAGACGCGCUUCUCUCUAAAAGGGAAACAAGUGUAUCAUUAUUGUGCAGUUUCAAGUUUCAGUGAGUUUACGGUUGUCCACUCUGGUUGUGCUGUCAAGGUCAAUCCUGUUGCUCCCCUGGAGAAGCUCUGCAUCCUCAGUUGUGGUGCUGCUGCAGGUCUUGGAGCGGCAUGGAAAGUGGCUAAUGUUCCUCAAGGAUCAAAAGUUGCUAUUUUUGGUCUUGGAACUGUGGGCCUUUGCGUAGCCCAAGGUGCCAGACUACGGGGAGCUUCUCAAAUAAUUGGUGUGGACACUAAUCCACAAAAGAAGGAAAUAGGCAAGGGAUUCGGAGUAACAGACUUUCUAAACCCAAAUGACACUGGUGAACCUAUUCAAGAGGUGAUAAAACGAAUGACAGAUGGAGGUGCAGACUUCUGUUUUGAAUGUAUAGGAGACACAGACAUGGUGACCACUGCAUUGCAGUCUUGCUGCGAUGGAUGGGGCUUGACUGUAACUCUUGGAGUCCCAAAGACAAAGCUGGAAAUAAGCGGCCACUUUCGGUUUUUUCUUGCUGGCAGAAAAUUGACAGGAUCUCUUUUUGGUGGCUGGAAACCGAAGUCUGACAUCCCAUCAUUAGUUGACAUGUACCUUAACAAGGAAAUCCAGAUUGAUGAGCUGAUAACCCACAAUCUGCCAUUUGAGGACAUAAACAAAGCGUUUGAUUUGAUGAUGCAAGGCAAAUGUUUGCGCUGUGUUAUACACAUGAAUGCCAACCAAGUAACUUGACCCUUUUACCCUCUCUUUUUUUCUGGAUAAAAAGUUUUAAUUUAGGGCAUGGAUUGGAUUUGGUACUCUUUAUAACCCGGACCGAACUGGACCGGGCGGUUGAACCACAACCCGGACACGUAACCGGUCCGGUCCAACCCCCCCAAAACCCGCAAAAACCCACUGGGACCCGGCCUCUUCAGGGGUUUGACGUCCGGUCCGGGUUUAAAAUCAUUGUUUUAUAGUUAAUGGCCACAUGCCUACAUCUUAUAUGUACUUGACUAAAAUAAAAUGGCAUUAUUUGUGUAAGUCAACAGUUAUUGCCCGUUUGUAGGAGUUAUUUGAUUGAAAUGGAUGAAAUGAAUCCUUUGAAUUUCCAAAGGUUCCGUUUGAGUGGAGCCGUGGAGGAAUUUAGCAAAUUAUAUUGUACAUUUGAAUGUACCCAUUUU
Messenger RNA from Cuscuta campestris, 1770 nucleotides. The record is from the annotation of a GenBank genome assembly. NCBI's taxonomy places the organism in Eukaryota, Viridiplantae, Streptophyta, Magnoliopsida, Solanales, Convolvulaceae.